AGGACGUCGCAAAUACUGACUGCUCGGUGUUGGAAAGAGUAGGUCGCUGUGGAUCGCUGGUAGUGCUGGAGACCAGCAGCAGUGUGUGUGGGGACCGUGCUCGAUCAAACUCCUGUUCUCGACAGAUCGAGAGAUCUGCUCCAGAAGUCCUGCAUAUAUAAACGACUGAUUCAUAUAAGAGAUUGAGAAUUGGAGGCUUGAUUAUUGUUUAUGCCUCUGGUUAGGGUGCUAACUGGCUGGUCUCCUAAUGGAAAGAGCGGCUGAGUUUGUCUGAUGUGAGUAUGUGAGCCGCUGAGCGUCUGGGAUACAAUGUUUCUCGGGUUUCUUUUUUCGGAGCGUCUCACGCGCUACAGAGUAACAGCAGCGCGAGCGCUCCAGCCUGAGUAACCGAGCCAGAGACUCACUCCUGCAGGACGGACUGAAGAAACUCUCUCAGGCCAGCUAGUAUAUGCAUCAGCACUGUGCACUCCAGAGCAAUGAAAGAAUGUCUUAGCCCAUCAAACACUUGCAAUGGGGGAGUCUGCUAGAUUUUACCCCUAUGGGAACUCCAGGUGAUAAGUCAGCACUAGUGAUGGAGAUCCAUUGAGUCCUGUCCUUAACACUAUUCAUUGCCCUUUCCCCCUUUACCCUUUACCCCUGCCCCUCCUGGCUAGUGCACGAACAUGCUGCGCUUCCUCCCACUCAAGCUUGGCCGUUUGUACCGGUGUCUGAAGCUUCUCUUUGUCAUUGGAUUGUUUGUCAUCCUGCUGAUGAACACACACAACCUCUUCGCCUCUUUCCAAAAGAAUGAACUCACUGACCGAAGGUUCAUCAACCUCAACAAGUGCCCAGCCUGCUUUGGCACCAGUUGGUGUCGCAAGUUCAUGAAUGGACAGAUAUCCUUCGAGACAUGGGGUCGCCUUCGCUUCCUGGAUGUCUUCAAUGUGAAAAACGUUUUUUUUGCCCAGUAUGGGGAGCCUCGCGAGGGUACGCGGAGGAUUGUACUCAAGCGUUUGGGCUCCAAUCAAGAGCUUACUGAUAUUGACCAGAAGAUCUGCAAAAGGGCAACGGGUCGACCUCGUUGCGAUCUUAUUCAGGCCAUAUACAAGACUGAGUUUGCCCGACUUAAUGGGGACGUCAGACUCCUAACCCCAGACGUUGUGGAAGGCUGGUCAGACCUUGUUCAGUGUCCGUCCCAAAGACUGCUGGACAGAAUAGUCAGGAGGUAUGCUGAGACAAAGGACUCUGGAAGCUUCCUCCUCAAGAACCUUAAGGACACAGAAAGGAUGCAGCUGCUGAUGACCUUGGCUUUCAAUCCAGAACCCUUAGUGCUUCAGAGUUUCCCGUCAGACGAAGGCUGGCCAUUUGCAAAGUACCUGGGUGCUUGCGGACGGAUGGUGGCGGUGAACUACGUGGGCGAAGAGCUGUGGAGUUUCUUCAAUGCUCCUUGGGAAAAGAGAGUAGACCUCGCCAAGCAGUUGAUGGACAUCGCGGAGCAGCUUACUAACAAUGACUUCGACUUCGCUCUCUAUCUGCUGGAUGUGAGCUUCGAUAACUUCGCCGUUGGACCACGGGACGGGAAGGUCAUUGUGGUGGAUGCGGAGAAUGUUGUGGUGGCUGACAAGAGGUUGAUCAAACAGAAUAAGCCUGAGAACUACGAUGUCUGGUACGAGAGCAAGUUUGAGGAGUGCGACAAGGAGGCCUGUCUCUCCUUCUCUAAAGAUAUGUUGUGCUCGCGGGUCACAGUUGACCACAAUUAUUAUGCCAUCUGUCAAAAUCUGCUUUCACGAUAUGCUAUGUGGCGGGGCAGCUCUGGCGGACUUCUUCACGACCCCCCGCCACACGUAGCCAAAGACGGCCAGCUCGAAGCCCUGUUGGAUGAAUGCGCCAACCCUAAAAAGCGGUACGGCCGCUUCCAGGCAGCUAAAGACCUGCGCGAGUACUUAACCCAGCUAAGCGGUACCACUAGGUAAUGACCGCCCAUCCCUGUCCAUGCUCAGUGUUCACCCAUCAAUGUCCAACGACGAUUUGGGGAUCCUCGACGAAGCUUCUGUCUUCUGUGACUUUAUCUCAAACCAAUCGUCCAUCACACUACAAUCUGUUAUGUGUACAUUUUGUUUAGCUUCCGAUCAUCUUUAAAUUAUUGAAAUGUUUUGAGUUUUUUGCUUUGUUCAAUAGUUUGUUUUUCAAUAAAGGCAGCAGUUACAUUA
Molecule: messenger RNA, 2189 nt
Organism: Carassius auratus (goldfish)
Lineage: Eukaryota; Metazoa; Chordata; Actinopteri; Cypriniformes; Cyprinidae
Gene: dipk2ab
Product: divergent protein kinase domain 2Ab
Exons: 4
Coding region: 663-1952 (429 amino acids)
Source: RefSeq, a predicted model, not a curated record